This is a messenger RNA of Fibroporia radiculosa, 1215 nucleotides long. RefSeq lists its product as uncharacterized. Gene Ontology annotation, biological process: L-leucine biosynthetic process; L-valine biosynthetic process. Gene Ontology annotation, cellular component: mitochondrion. The transcript has 7 exons. The record is from RefSeq and is a predicted model, not a curated record. Bases 1 to 1215 code for a protein of 404 amino acids. Gene Ontology annotation, molecular function: branched-chain-amino-acid:2-oxoglutarate transaminase activity. NCBI's taxonomy places the organism in Eukaryota, Fungi, Basidiomycota, Agaricomycetes, Polyporales, Fibroporiaceae.
AUGGGCAUCUUCUCCAACGGCAAUGUGACAAAUGGCAUCCCCACCGCAAAGCCCAGCACCAGCCUCUGGGACCUCGAUGCGUCCCAAGUGAAGGUGACCUUGACCGACGCACCGAAGGUGAUCCCACCCCUAGAGUCACUAAAGUUUGGCCAGGUCAUGACCGAUCAUAUGAUAGUGGCAACUUUCCAUCCUCAGACCGGUUGGUCCAUCCCAGAAAUUAAGCCAUACGGACCCAUCUGCCUAGACCCCGCCAGCUCUUGCUUCCAUUAUAGCACUAGUGUCUUCGAGGGCAUGAAGGCCUAUAUGGGUGCAGACGGAAAGACCAGAUUGUUCAGGCCCGAGCUUAAUAUGGCGCGCAUUAAACGAUCCGUAGACCGCGUUGCUCUCCCAGCAUUCAACACUGGCGCACUCAUCACCCUCAUCAGACGGUUGGUCACCAUCGAGGAGCGCUGGAUACCCAAACUUUCGGGAUACAGCCUCUACAUCCGUCCCACUGUUAUUGGGACACGACCAGGCAAGCUCGUCUUCCUUACUUCCCUUGGGGUCACAGCAUCUGACCAAGCUAUGCUCUACGUCAUAUGCUCACCCGCCGGCCCCUACUUCCGCUCGGGUAUGCGCCCAACGUCUCUGCUCGCGGUCGGCGAGAAUGUUCGCGCAUGGCCCGGGGGUACUGGAUGCUACAAGCUCUCCUUGAACUACGGGUCAACAAUGAAGCCGCUCAAAGACGCAGAGAGGCAGGGAUACAACCAAGUCCUGUGGCUGCUAGGCGAACAAGUGACGGAAGCAGGUGCAAUGAACUUCUUCGUGGUAGUAAAACGAGAUGACGACGGCUGGGACGUCAUCACACCAGCGUUGGAUGGCACGAUCCUCCCGGGUGUCACGCGCGACUCUUGCCUCGCCCUCAUGGCAGCGCAUCCCUCGCGCACAAUAUUACCCCAAAUACCCGAUGGAGUGUGCUUGCACCCGCAGGAGCGCACAAUCACAAUGAGUGACCUUGUGCAGUGGGACACAGAGGGUCGUCUGCUUGAAGCCUUCUCGGUGGGCACAGCAGCGAUCGUCACAGCCGUAGGGCGCAUAGGAUACAAUGGCAAGGACAUUCGUAUUCCUGACUAUGAGGGUGGACCUGGACCUGUGGCGAAGGCACUAUAUGAGCGGAUCCUAGAGAUCCAAGACGGCCGGGUCAAGUGGGAAGGGUGGUCGACGAUCUGCGCAUGA